AUGACCGUCGACUACUACAAAGUGCUCAAGGUGCAGAAGAGUGCCUCCCAGGAGGAGAUCAAGAAGGCGUACCGCAAGCUGGCACUAAAGUGGCACCCCGACAAGAAUCCCUCGAACAAGGAGGAGGCGGAGCGGCAGUUUAAACAAAUCUCACAAGCCUAUGAAGUACUCUCAGAUGAGAACAAGCGUCGCAAGUACGACGUGUACGGCGUCGACGACGGCUCUGGCCAUGGCGGCGGCAAUGGCUUCCACUUCAGCACCGCCGAUCCGGACAUCUUCAGCACCUUCUUCCACUUCCGUGAUCCAAAUGACGUCUUCAAGGAGUUCUUCCACAACAGUGACCCCUUCAGCGGAUUUCCCUUCAGCAACGGCAAUGGCCACUCGAAGCACAGCCACCACCACAGUCACCACCACAACCACCACCACAACCACAGCCACCACCAUCACAAACACCAGGCACCGCCGAAUGCCUUCAGUCCGUUCAGCAGCUUUGGCUUUGCCUUUGGCAAUCUGCAGCCAUUUGUGGAGCCCUUUGGCAACUGCCACUCCUCCUUCACCACCUUCAGCUCCGAUGACAUCUUCGGGGAGCCGAUGGACGCCGCUGAUCUGGGCAAUGGCACUGGCACUGGCAAGACCAGCGGUCCGAAGCCCAAUGUGAAGCGGACCACCACCUCGACGAAGUACGUCAACGGAAAGAAGGUCGAGACGAGGAAGGUGAUGGAGAAUGGCCGCGAGACGGUGACCGUCUUUGAGGACGGCGUCCUCACCAAGAAGAUGGUCACUGACAUUGGGGCCAAUGGGGCUCCUACCGCCGCCGCCGCCAAGCAGUCCAUCAAGUCCUAA
This is a messenger RNA of Rhagoletis zephyria (snowberry fruit fly), 843 nucleotides long. NCBI's taxonomy places the organism in Eukaryota, Metazoa, Arthropoda, Insecta, Diptera, Tephritidae. The record is from RefSeq and is a predicted model, not a curated record.